Colletotrichum tamarilloi is the source of this 1080-nucleotide messenger RNA. RefSeq lists its product as uncharacterized. The transcript has 2 exons. Lineage: Eukaryota; Fungi; Ascomycota; Sordariomycetes; Glomerellales; Glomerellaceae. Bases 1 to 1080 code for a protein of 359 amino acids. The record is from RefSeq and is a predicted model, not a curated record.
AUGCUACGCAAACGCCUUCGCCGAAUUACGAGAAUACAUCAUCAUCAAGCAGCCAAGGGCCUUUGGUCGCCACUGGAGUCGUGCGUAAUGGGCAUCGUGGUACUCAUGGGACUGUCCCUUUUGAUAUUCUGGUGCUAUCGUCGGAGAAGGAAAGCAGCCCGCCAUCUUCAUGAAGCCGUCGCCCUCGAGAGUCCUAGCAACGAGUACGGUCCGGCCUCGCCUUUCCGCGAUAAUGUCGACCCCAGUUUCACUGAAAUGACUGAUAACCGUACGGUCUCUAACGAAGACGAAUUUACCAUUCAACACCCCGAACCCGGCUAUCAACCUCCUUCCCAACCGCCGAUGUCGCCUCAAAUGCAGGACACACCGAGAACAAACCCAUAUGCAGCAUCUCCCUUCUCAUACGCGCAAGCGCAACAAUAUGUUCAAUCUCUAGCAGGCACAGGGACAUUCGGCUUCCCUCCGCCGCCUCCAAUCCCAGAGCCAUCGCCUAUCCGCAUCUUCAGAUGGCCAACUCGUUCGUCCCGCAGCGGCAACUCUACCCCUAGUGUCUUCUCCGGAUUCCGCACACCCAAGACGCCCACUCGCACUCUCUCUCGGGCUUCUCGAAGUACCGUGUCAUCGAUGUUAUGGCACGGCCGCAAGGACGUUGCCCGGAGGACCAUCAUACGUGCCCCCGGAUCUCAAAAGUCAUCAAAGUCAACAAAGUCGCGUACCAACAUUUCUUCUCACAGCCCCGAGAGCACGAUGCCGGAGGGUCUACAUACUCCCAUCUUGGAUUGGCUUCACUGGAUCCGAGGCCACCAACAGGUCGAGCCCGAUCCAGAGAUGAACCAUCGAAAGAGCUUCGCCAGCACUACGGAGAGCUCAAUUUCCGAAACAAGCGUUGCGAGCACAGCUAGUAGCGGUGUCUUCUCGCCCACACUCCUUUCUUACCAUCCACCAGCCAAUACGCCGAGUGUCACAACCGAGACCAUUCAAUAUUUACCUCUGCCUUUAUUUAAGAAAAGAGCCAGUGAUAAUAACAGCGAGGUCACGGUGGAAGCGUCCGGUACGGUCCGCAUCCCGAGUUUUGGAUGA